CUCGUUACCAGGAACUUGUCAUCGAAUGUCCCAAACUUCAGGCUGAAGUUGGCAGUUUGAGCUUCUGUACGUCACUGAAGUAUCUUGGAGUUACACCCAGCGAAUCAAAUAUUCGGCGAAGUCAGGCGAUUUUCUUUUUAGGUUGCUUGAUUACGACCAUGCUAAUUUUGAAUUUCAUUACCGCGCGCAUUCUACCACACUGGACUUAUUGCUAUCCUGUAAUAUUUCCGGACCUGUCACAUGAAGAGCAUCGUUACUUGAUUAAUUUUAUCGCCCCAGUCACGAGUUCUUGUAUUUGGAUCCAAUGCACUGAGCCACCUGGUUCACACCUAUUUAACUAUUUUGUAUCACUGC
This is a messenger RNA of Dicrocoelium dendriticum, 354 nucleotides long. The record is from the annotation of a GenBank genome assembly. NCBI's taxonomy places the organism in Eukaryota, Metazoa, Platyhelminthes, Trematoda, Plagiorchiida, Dicrocoeliidae.